AUGGAUUUGUACAAGAUUUGGGAUGAGAAAGUGGGUACUUUUAGAGACAUUCAUAUUUAUGUGGAUGAUAUGAAAGGUCAAAGUGGAGAUUCAGUAGUUAAUGGUGAAGAUAAAGGAGAAGUAGGAGAUGGACUGGUUGGUGAGAAUGAUUGUGGAGUAGGAGAUGGAAUGAUUGGUGAAAAUGAUGGUGGGGAGGUAAGAAGAGAGGACAAAGGUGUACCUGCUCCAGCAAUUGGUAUAUCAAAUCAAGAAGCCUCACAGGUAACAAGAGAAGACAAAGGGGAACCUGCUCCAGCAAUUGGAAUAUCAACUAAAGAAGCCUCACAGGAUGCAUCUGCAUUUCAUUUGACUAUUAUCAUUCCGCUAGACCAAUCAAAAAUCAUAUCACUAUUUUAA
Striga asiatica is the source of this 396-nucleotide messenger RNA. Lineage: Eukaryota; Viridiplantae; Streptophyta; Magnoliopsida; Lamiales; Orobanchaceae. The record is from the annotation of a GenBank genome assembly.